Messenger RNA from Cydia pomonella (codling moth), 2669 nucleotides. RefSeq lists its product as uncharacterized. The record is from RefSeq and is a predicted model, not a curated record. NCBI's taxonomy places the organism in Eukaryota, Metazoa, Arthropoda, Insecta, Lepidoptera, Tortricidae. Bases 840 to 2669 code for a protein of 609 amino acids. Gene Ontology annotation, molecular function: nucleic acid binding. The transcript is spliced from 3 exons.
AGCGGGGAGCCCUAAUAACUCUGGUCACGUGCAUGAGUGCAUCCGGUUUCUUUGUUCCACCCUUAUUCAUUUUUCCCAGAGUCAACAUGAAAGAAGAGUUAAAAAAUGGUGCUCCACCUGGAUCUCAGUUUGCGUGUCACAAAUCGGGCUGGAUACAAACCCACAUAUUUACGCAAUGGAUUGUUCAUUUCAUCAACACUGUCCAUCCAUCUAAAGAGAGUCCAGUCAUAUUGAUCUUAUAGUAAAAAAAAUUUAAGGUUGCAAUAGCGGUCAUUGACUUGACCCCUAACCCGAAAUCGUAAUUUUCUAGCGAUAAAUCAUCUAUCUAUACAAAACUGUCGCAAAAAAUUCAUCGCUUGUGUAUCAUAAUACAGGGUAGGAUGGAGCCAAGAGCUCAUUAGGUGCGUACGGGUGUCAUUGCAAGUGUUAAUUUAAUGAUAAUAUGUCAUUUUUACAUCCAAAAAUAAAUCUUAAAUACGUUUAAGUCUGUUUGUUUAUUUCUACAUGGAGAUGAAGUAAUUUUUAAUAAUAAAAACAUCAACUGAGCACUAACACCGCCGGCAGUACCCGCUAAAUACUCAGCUAUCCGCGGCCGGCGAUACCACAGCCUUACAUUUUAUGAGUGUCGAGAGUCAGGGGUGGGGCACACUCGGUCCCGUCGGUGGCGUCGGUCCGCCAUUUUGUCAUUCCUUAUUCGGGCUCGCUUGCGUUCAGUCGACUUUCGGAAUAUUACUGCGGAUUUUUGUUGUUUGUUUAGUUUGUUAAUAAGUUGUUCGUUGUUAUUUGUUUUGUUUACGUUAUUUGUUGUGUUACGUUACGCUUGUUACGGAGAUUGAAGUAUGGAACCAGAGGCUGGACCAUCUACUGGUGAAUCCAUGCAACCAGAGCCUGGACCAUCUACUAGUAAAUCCAUGGAACCAGAGGCUGGACCAUCUACUAGUGAAUCCAUGGAACCAGAGGCUGGACCAUCUACUGGUGAAUCCAAAAAACGUCGUCGUCGGCGAAAUAUAUUCCAACCUCAACAAGGUUCUGACAAGAUACCUUUUACGUCGCCAACAACAAAACGACGGAAGACAGUUAUUAGCAGUGGGGAACGGUCAAUUAUUAUUAACGUUUUUAAAUACGUUACAAAAACAAAACCCGAAGAUAAGUACAUGUCCAACCAUGACCUUGUAAAACUAACUUCGGAAAUGUGUGGAGUACAUGAAAGGUCUGUUUACAAUGUGUUAAAUGAGUACAGAGAUACUCACAAAAUAACAGAACCUGAAAGGAAACGAGAUCGCCCAAGCGUGAUUCAGAAAAUUGACAAUUUGGAUAAAUCGGCAAUCAGGAGAAUAGUUCACAGUUUUUUUCUAAAAGGUGAACUUCCAACCCUAAAAAAAAUUCAACAAGCUGUGAAUGAUCAUGAAUCUCUGCCCACAUUAUCUAUGACGUCAUUGAGACGUAUUAUGAAACACUUAAAGUUUAAAUAUACGAAACGAAAUCGCAAAAGUGUUUUGAUUGACCGAGGAGACAUUGUUUCAUGGCGAAUAAAAUAUUUAAAGCAAAUAAAACAGUUUCGAGAGGAAAACCGACGGAUUUUUUAUACUGACGAGACUUGGGUGAAUGCUGAUAUGUAUUUUUCUAUACAUUUAACUUUACGUGUUUCAAAGCAAAUAGGCAGCCAAUGUUGCGACACUGUAUCAGUACUUAAGAAGUGCAAUUACGAAACAUGUGUUAUUUUUAGGGUUCCUUAUUGUGGAGUCAAAACGAACGUACCGGCCGGGCAACAUAUAAAACCCUUUAAGACAAGAGCUGGGAGAUGUAACAAUUAUAAUUUAUAUUUAUUUACAGAACUGUAUAUUUCAUAUAUUCUUUGUAUUUUAGGUCACACGGUGGGAAAAACUUGGGUGGACGAGAAUAUAAAAUCCGCGAAACAAGCAUUCAAAGAAGGGCUUUCGAUUGGAGCCAAAAACCCGGUAUCAAAAGGGAAAAGGCUAAUUGUGGUACAUGUGGGCAAUGAAGAGGGAUUUUUAGAUGAUUGUAAAUGGGUGUUUGAGGCGAAAAAAACUGGCGACUACCAUGAAAAUAUGGACGCACCUCACUUCGAGAAGUGGUUUGGAAAGGUCUUAACCAAAAUGCAACCAGAGGAUGUUAUUGUUUUAGACAAUGCAAGCUACCAUUCAAGACGAGAGGAGCGAACACCUACCAUGCAGUGGAGAAAAGGAGAUAUUCAAGGUUGGCUGCGAUCCAAAAAUAUAUUAUAUGACGAUAAAUAUGUAAAAAAGGAGUUAAUGGACCUAGUAAAUCCAGUGAAGGAAAAAUACCAAAGUUACGUGAUUGACGAAAUGGCAAAAAAAAAAGACAUAACGGUGUUGAGGUUACCUCCAUAUCAUUGUGAGUUAAACCCGAUAGAAUUAAUAUGGGCAGAUAUAAAAGGUUACGUAGCCAGAAAUAACACAACCUUCAAUUUUAAAGACUUGAAAAAACUUGUAGAAGAUGGAAUCGAGCAAGUCACCAAAGAAAAAUGGGCCAACUGUGUGGAACAUGUAAAAAAGGAGGAGAAAAAAAUGUGCGACCUAGAUCACACAAUUGAUAAGACAAUGGACAAAUUUAUUAUAAAUGUCACAGACAGCUCCAGUGAGAGCUCAGAGUAUAGCUCCAGCUCUGAGGAAGAAAUUUAUGAAUAA